AGAGUCUACACACCUCCGACGCCGCCUUGUCCCUUUUCUUCUGUUCUUGCCAUGGCCUCUCGGUGUUCGAACGCACUUCGCGCGAUCUCUCGAGCACGAACAGUGACACGGAGCGCACCGAGGGCACGAUGGAUGGCCACCGCGGCCGAGCCGGCCGCAAAGGCAGACGCGCCUCCGCCCCCACCGCCCGCCACGUCGUCCAACCCGAAAAUUAACCAAAUAGUGGACGACAUCUCGGGCCUGACCCUCCUGCAAGCGGCGGACCUCGUGACGGUGCUCAAGUCGCGGCUGAACAUCCAAGAAAUUGCCAUGCCCGCGGCUGCUGCUGCACCCGCAGCAGGCGCCGCGGCCGCGCCAGCGGAGGAUGCGCCGAAGGAGGAGAAGCCGAAGGAGAAGACGAUGUUCAACGUCAAGCUCGAGGCCUUCGACGCUGCUGCGAAGCCGAAGGUCAUUAAGGAGGUUAAGGCGCUCGUGCCCAACUUGACUCUCAUUGAGGCCAAGAAGUUCGUGGAGUCGCUCCCUCAGACACUGAAGGAGAAUAUUCCGAAGGAGGAUGCCGAGAAGCUAAAGGCGACAUUCGAAAAGCUGGGUGCCACGGUGAAGCUAGACUAAUCUGCCAUCGGUGUCCUCGUAUUCGCAUCUCCUAUAUCUUACAUACAGCUGUCAAUUAUUUGCGCUUUACAUUGUCAGAGCACCAAACUUGUCCAACAUCAAUGCAACACGCAUCACCACUUUCCCCAUAUU
Molecule: messenger RNA, 744 nt
Organism: Punctularia strigosozonata HHB-11173 SS5
Lineage: Eukaryota; Fungi; Basidiomycota; Agaricomycetes; Corticiales; Punctulariaceae
Product: ClpS-like protein
Exons: 5
Coding region: 52-612 (186 amino acids)
Biological process (GO): translation
Cellular component (GO): ribosome
Molecular function (GO): structural constituent of ribosome
Source: RefSeq, a predicted model, not a curated record